Messenger RNA from Drosophila kikkawai, 4522 nucleotides. It is a transcript of the gene a, whose product is annotated as arc. NCBI's taxonomy places the organism in Eukaryota, Metazoa, Arthropoda, Insecta, Diptera, Drosophilidae. The record is from RefSeq and is a predicted model, not a curated record. Gene Ontology annotation, molecular function: protein binding.
AAAAAAUAAUGAUAACAAAUAAAUAAAACCCUAAAUAACCAACAAACGGAGUGCAAAAAAAAAUAAACAAACAAAAAAGUUUAGCAACUGUGAAAACGACUUAUGAAUUUUCACAACAACUUGAUGUUUUGUAACGGAUUUUCUCGAAACUCGUAAAAACUUUAUUUGUGGAUUCUUCUGCGGCUUCUUCAACGUUUUUGCUUCUACGGCAAAAAAUAUAUAUAUAUAUUGUGAUUGUCUGCUGAUUUUUGUUUAGUUUUUAUUUUCUUGAGGAGAGAACGCAGACGAUUAGAGAUUCUCCUUUUCCCGUCUGUGUGAAACGCUGGAAAACCCAUUAAGUGCCAGAGCCACGGAGCAUGCGUCUCUUUAAAACCCGAAAAACCACGGACACCUACAGCACCUUGGCCGCUCAGCAACAUCAGCAGCAGCAGCAUCAGUUGGAGCAGCAUUUGCCUCAGCCACAAACGCCACAGCAAGUUUAUACCGAACAUAACAAAUCCCGCGCGCCGGCAACAUGCGGCCAGCGACUCAACAAGAGCAUCGUGAGCAGCGCCAGCAUCUCCUCCUCGCUGCCUGAUCUCCACGACCGCCACCAGUCGCCCGUCAUGAUCCUCAGCUGCACCACGCUGGCCAGCAAUGGAGCUGGCUCGGGAGCCACUGCAGCCACAGUCACGGCAACGGCCACGGCCACCACGGCGUCCACAUCUGCAGUCGGUCAUCAUCAGCAGCAGCAGCAACAGCAGCAGCCGUUACGCACGGCCACGCCCACUUGUCUGCUAAGUGGCCGGCAGACGCCAUCGGCCAUAUCGGUGAUGUCGCUCCAAGAGGCCACCACUUUGCACAGGCAGCAGCAGCAGCAGCAUCCCACAAUCUAUGUGCCCAUGCCCACCAAACUGGGGAGUCAGCACGCUGCCCAGUACCAGCAGUAUGUGGCUCAGCGCCUGCACGCCGCCUCCAGCAGCUGCCUGUACGAGAAGGGAGCGAAUCCGCAGAACUCCAAUCCCAGCAGUCGAUCCCUGACGCCAAAUGGUCAUCUGCCCGACUACAAGCUGGUGACUGCGGUGCCCGUUGUGGUCCUGGACGAUGAGCACAAGUCCAAUUCUUUGCCAGCCAACGAACUGAGGAGCAGCAACAGCCACAAUCCCAGUCAUGACGUCAGUCACAGCAGCUCCACCAGCAGCUCCACUUCCUUGGCCAGCACCACGAGAAAUGUUUUUACCUGGGGCAAGCGCAUGAGCCGCAAACUGGAUCUGCUGAAGCGCACCGACUCGCCCGCCGCCGCCCACAAGUCGCACUCGGACCUGAGGAGUCUCUUCCACUCGCCAACGCACCACAAGAGUGCGUCCAGCGGGUCUACGGCCAAGUCCUCGGCCUCGCCCUCACCCACUGGCGGCGGCCAUCAUCAGAGCAACACGCUCAAGAAGUGCAAGUCGGGCCCCAUUGAGACCAUCAAGCAGCGUCACCAGACCCAGACCCAACAGCAGUCGGGCCAGGAUGUGGGCCAGAGCCAGAGUGCCCAGUCGACGCCCACGCAUCAGUUUCAGGCGGCUGCCCGCCCACAGAAGGCGCUGAAGAACUUCUUCCAUCGGAUCGGAUCCACAGGCAUGCUGAACCAUCGCUCCCACAACCUGCUCAAGGCCUCGGAGGCGGCACAGCAGGCUGCGCCGGCUGCCACCACGCUGUACAGGAGCAGCUCCACUAGCCAGCUGUCCAGCUGCUCCUACGUCAAGUGCGAUGAUCCCACCGAGGGCCUGAAUCUCCAGCGCGAGCAGCGGGAGCAACGUCUGCCGAGGAUCGCCAGCCUCAAGUCCAGUAGCUGCGAUGACAUAGCCAAGGUGAGCAGUUGCCUGACGGCCAGCACGAGUAGUGGCAGUGCAGCCACCACGAGUCUGGGAUCCCCACCCAGCGGAGGAGGAGCAGGAGGUGGAGGAGCAGCAGCAUCUGCAGGGGGCUCUGCUUCCCAGCAUGAUCCCUCGCGCCGUGGAGCCUUCCCCUAUGCCUUCCUCCGCUCGCGGCUGUCCGUGCUGCCCGAGGAGAACCAUGGUCAGGGACAGGGUCACCUGAAGCAGCAGAGAGAGCAGCAGCAGCACCAGCGGGAUCUUUUGCAGCAGCAGCAACAGGAGCAGAUGCAGGCCGCGUCGCCGCUUCCCCAGCGCCGCUCCCCCGAACAGGCGAUGCUAGGCAAUGUCUCCCGCAACGACAGCAUCACCUCCAAGGACUGGGAACCACUUUACCAAAGAUUAAGUAGUUGUCUGAGUUCGAACGAGUCCGGCUACGACAGCGACGGCGGCGUCACGGGUGGAGCCCGGAUGGGCAAUAAUCUGAGCAUCUCCGGCGGAGAUACCGAAUCUAUUGCCUCGGGCACGCUCAAGCGCAACUCGCUUAUCUCCCUCAGCUCCUCCGAGGGCGUGGGCAUGGGCCUGGGUCUGGGCCUGGGACUAGGACCCGCCUCAUCGGCGAGGAACAGCAGCAUCUGCAGUGCCCCCGUCUCGCUGGGUGGCUACAACUACGACUACGAGACGGAGACGAUUCGGCGGCGGUUCAGACAACUGAAGCUGGAGCGCAAGUGUCAGGAGGAUUACAUAGGGAUCGUGCUCUCGCCCAAGACAGUGAUGACCAACAGCAAUGAACAGCAGUUCCGGUAUCUCAUCGUGGAGCUGGAGCCCUAUGGCAUGGCGCAGAAGGACGGUCGCCUGCGCCUGGGCGAUGAGAUCGUCAACGUGAAUGGCAAGCAUUUGCGCGGCAUCCAGUCCUUUGCUGAGGUCCAGCGCCUGCUCAGCAGCUUCGUGGACAACUGCAUCGACCUCGUGAUAGCCCACGACGAGGUGACCACCGUCACAGACUUCUACACCAAAAUCCGGAUCGACGGGAUGAGCGGGCAGCGCCACAGGCUGAGCUAUGUGCAGCGCACCCAGAGCACCGACAGUCUGACCAGCAUGCAGAGCCUCCAGCUGCGAGGCCAGGCGGAGCAGGAGCAGGAACAAGGCGAGGAUCAGUGCGAUGCCCGGUCCAUGGCCAGUGUCAGCACCCUGCCCACGCCCAUGCCGCUGAUGCAGCAUCGUCGCAGCUCCACGCCCCGCCACUCGCUGGACGUGAGUGCGCCCGAGCACGAGCUCCUGCGCCGGCGGGCACGCAGCUCCUCAGGUCAGCGCAGCAGCUUGGCUCUAACACCGACCCCGCUCUUUGCCAGCAGCAGCAGCAGCAGCAGUUGCUCCUCCUCCCCUAACCACCAGCAACACCAAAGGUUUUUGGAUAACGACAGUGACCCUUCUAACAACGACUCCUACACGCCGGUCUAUACCAAUCGGGCGGCGAGCGUGUGCGUGGCCGCCUCGCUGGCGGACGACGAGAAGUGGCAGCUGCUGGCCCGCAAGCGCUGCUCCGAGGGCUCCGCUCUCGCCGGGUCCCCCAAUCCCCAGCAGUUUGGCCAGCGCACCCACUAUGCCAGGAACUCCAUUAACCUGACCAACUCGCACUAUCGCUCGCUCCGGUUUGCCCACUCGCGUCUGAGCUCGUCGCGGCUCAGCCUGUUCAUGCAGGCGCCGCCUAACAGUCUAACCGCGGGCGAGGCAGCCCCUAAUACCCCAUCCUCUCCAGUUACCGUCGCCGCCAACACAACUGAUCUCACUAACAGCCAGCAGCCGCAGCAGCCGCAGCAGCCAGCGACACCACAACACACUUCACUCUACAUCAAGCACUCGCCAAAGAGCGUCUCAUUGUUCUCGCCUAAUCCGUAUGUUAAUGCCUCCUCAUCCUCACCAGCAUCAGCAUCCACAUCAGCGGGCGCUUCAUCGCUGGCGCCUCCAGCCGCUGCCCUCAUGCAUCAUCGUCCAUCGUUGCCGGUGGCGAAGCUAACCAUACGCGACGAGGAAAUGGCGGAGGUCAUACGGGCCUCCAUGAGCGAGGGCAGUGGUCGCUGCACGCCCAAGACCAUCACCUUCUUCAAGGGACCUGGGCUAAAAUCUCUGGGCUUUAGCAUUGUGGGUGGAAGGGAUUCGCCCAAGGGUAACAUGGGUAUUUUUGUCAAGACCGUGUUUCCCACGGGCCAGGCCGCUGACGAUGGCACUCUGCAAGCGGGGGACGAGAUCGUGGAGAUCAAUGGCAACUCGGUGCAGGGCAUGAGCCAUGCCGAAACCAUAGGACUCUUUAAGAAUGUGCGAGAGGGCACCAUUGUGCUCAAGAUUUUGAGAAGAAAAUUGCAAAAAGCCAAGUCGAUGGGCACAUAACUAACGUAUCCAAGUCGGAACCCUUUCAUAAGCACCUGAAUAUGGACACACCUGCUUCGUUUAUUGUUUGGCUUUCCUAGAAGAAGCCUCUUGUUUAGUUGUAAUCGUACAAAGACCCCUGAAAAAAUAACUAUAUAUAUAGCUAUAUCUAGAAUCCCAAAUAGUCAUGUAAGCGAUUGUAUGAAGUUACAAUUUUAAAUUAUUUACCCCAAUAUAAAGACCAGGCUAAGCUUCGAAACAAGUUGUACAAGAUCUAUAUUACAAAUAUAUAUUAACCUUAAUUAAAACACUUGAAA